AUGCAGUCUUUCGUUCGUUUGUCUCUACUUUCUCGACGUGCGAGCUGCACUCCUCCGUCUCUGCCUCCUGACAACAGACUGACCCGAGUCACAGCAUCAGGAAAAGCUCUGGGAUGGGGCACCGCGGAAGAAUGCUCGCAAGCCGCCCCAGCCUACCCUUGUGGUAUUACACCUGCCCAUGAGUGGUUAGACACCGUCCUCGUACUCAACCAAGCACAACCGGAUUACUCCAACACCUUUGGCAGAUUCGGCGCUUCGGGGACUCUAUCCUCAUCCGACAGUGGCAAGACCUGGACUGGUGACAAGGUCACCACAGACGCUUGGGAUUAUACACCCAUGUGUCCGGGCGAUGACGGCUAUAAGCUCACUACACUUGAUAACAGUGUGUUCAACACCAACUGUGGUGUUGAUUUUGUGAAUGGCGAGUUAGCGAGCAAGUUGCUAGGAAUUGUACAAGAUUGUGUGACCUUCUGCGAUGAGACUGAGAAUUGUUUCUUCGCUGUAUGGGAUGGUACCACCUAUGGACUAAAGAGUUCGGUUGCAAAGAAGGUGGCCAAGGAUGGUAUGAUUGCUGGCUCGUUGGUCUCGAAAGGUUGUUAG
Aureobasidium namibiae CBS 147.97 is the source of this 600-nucleotide messenger RNA. RefSeq lists its product as uncharacterized. The coding region runs from base 1 to 600 and encodes 199 amino acids. NCBI's taxonomy places the organism in Eukaryota, Fungi, Ascomycota, Dothideomycetes, Dothideales, Saccotheciaceae. The transcript has a single exon. The record is from RefSeq and is a predicted model, not a curated record.